GACUCCGAGCCCCUCCGUUGCCUCUCUUUUCUCUCUUAAAUUUCUUAUCUCACUCCUUUGGGCUUCAGGGGUAUCCUAGUGGGGUCACGGCCUCCGCACCCGUCUCUGAGAGCCGACCUCGGUGCUGGGCAUUGCGCGGCUGUGUCGAGAUGGUGAAGCUGUUUAUUGGUAACCUGCCCCGGGAGGCCACAGAGCAGGAGAUCCGCUCACUCUUCGAGCAGUAUGGGAAGGUGCUGGAAUGUGACAUCAUUAAGAACUACGGCUUUGUGCACAUAGAGGACAAGACGGCGGCCGAGGAUGCCAUACGCAACCUGCACCACUACAAGCUGCAUGGGGUGAACAUCAAUGUGGAAGCCAGCAAGAAUAAGAGCAAAACCUCCACCAAGUUGCAUGUGGGCAACAUCAGUCCCACCUGUACCAACAAAGAGCUUCGGGCCAAGUUUGAGGAGUAUGGUCCAGUCAUCGAAUGUGACAUCGUGAAAGAUUAUGCCUUCGUGCACAUGGAGCGGGCAGAGGAUGCAGUGGAGGCCAUCAGGGGCCUUGACAACACAGAGUUUCAAGGCAAACGAAUGCACGUGCAGUUGUCCACCAGCCGGCUUAGGACUGCGCCCGGGAUGGGAGACCAGAGCGGCUGCUAUCGGUGCGGGAAAGAGGGGCACUGGUCCAAAGAGUGUCCGAUAGAUCGUUCUGGCCGAGUGGCAGACUUUACCGAGCAAUAUAAUGAGCAAUAUGGAGCAGUGCGUACACCUUACACCAUGAGCUAUGGGGAUUCAUUGUAUUACAACAACGCGUACGGAGCGCUCGAUGCCUACUACAAGCGCUGCCGUGCUGCCCGGUCCUAUGAGGCAGUGGCAGCUGCAGCUGCCUCUGCCUAUAAUUACGCAGAGCAGACCCUGUCCCAGCUGCCACAAGUCCAGAACACAGCCAUGGCCAGUCACCUCACCUCCACCUCUCUCGAUCCCUACGAUAGACACCUGUUGCCGACCUCAGGAGCUGCUGCUGCUACAGCUGCUGCUGCUGCAGCAGCCGCUGCUGCUGUUACUGCAGCUUCCACUUCAUAUUACGGGCGGGAUCGGAGCCCCCUGCGUCGCGCUACAGCCCCAGUCCCCACUGUUGGAGAGGGCUACGGUUACGGGCAUGAGAGUGAGUUGUCCCAAGCUUCGGCGGCCGCGCGGAAUUCCUUGUACGACAUGGCCCGGUAUGAGCGGGAGCAGUAUGCGGAUCGGGCGCGGUAUUCAGCUUUUUAAAGCUUGAGGUGGGAUGUGUGUGGGCUGAAAUUCCGAGCUGCGGUUGUGCAUGAGAAUACACCCUUCGUGGUACCCCAUCUCCGGGACGUUCUCGGCUCUGUACGUUCAGUCCCUCAGGAACCGUGGACCUUAAUUUACCUUGCUAAAUUCAGACCACCUCUUCCUUUCCUCUUUCCUGCCCAUUUUCCUGUUCUUCCUGUUCUUCAAUACUUCUGUAGUUUCCCAUUUAUGUUCUGUUCUCCCAGCAGGCCUCAUUGCGUGCAGAAACUGUGGUGGGGGGUGUGCUGUCUCCCUGCCUCCUGCUUCCGGUGGGUGUUGGACUUGGGAAUGACCUUGGUGAGAGUGUCACUGCUCCUGAGUCUUUUUGGCCCAAAGGCUUGUGGCGGGUAGACACAUAGAGUUGGAUCACUUUUUUUUUCCAGUGAAAUAAAUGGUUUUUCAACUUAGGGCA
This is a messenger RNA of Neofelis nebulosa (Clouded leopard), 1698 nucleotides long. RefSeq names its product RNA-binding protein 4. Gene Ontology annotation, cellular component: cytosol; nuclear speck. The transcript has 4 exons. Bases 150 to 1247 code for a protein of 365 amino acids. The record is from RefSeq and is a predicted model, not a curated record. Gene Ontology annotation, molecular function: zinc ion binding; mRNA binding. Gene Ontology annotation, biological process: mRNA splicing, via spliceosome. NCBI's taxonomy places the organism in Eukaryota, Metazoa, Chordata, Mammalia, Carnivora, Felidae.